GGGCAAGCUGGCCUGGGGUGUCCACUGGUGUCCGUUCUUGGUCUAGACUACCCCGGAUCUCCCCACGUGAUCGGCGCCCUUUCGCAGACUCUGCGGACGUCAUCGUCUGCUCCAUUUUCUCCUUUGCGUCUCCAUCUCUCGCCGCUUGCAUGCUGUCGUCAGAUUCGGGUUGUUCUCUUCGCAUCUAGACUAUAGAGCAGAGUAUUGAUUGGGAAUCUGUCCCAAUCGCUCUCUCGUCCGCACAGACCCGGACAUGUUUCCCGCAGUCACUGGCAAUAUAGAUCUAGAGGCCCUGAGUGGCAUAUGUGGAUCAAUCUCCAUUGCGUGUUGGGUGGUCGUCUUCUCCCCGCAAAUCAUUGAGAAUUUCCGUCGCGGUUCCGCAGAUGGCCUCUCUCUUCUUUUCCUCAUCGUCUGGCUCGCUGGCGAUGUGUUCAAUAUCCUCGGUGCCGUUCUGCAGGGCGUCUUGCCAACCAUGAUUAUUCUCGCGGUGUACUACACCCUAGCCGACAUUGUCCUCCUCGCCCAAUGCUUCUAUUACCGGGGCUUUAUCUUGCGGGACGAGCCAUCCACGCCGCCGCGGCCCUCCUCGCCCAUUCCUGCAGAAGAAUCCUAUGAUGAAGAUACGGAGAUCCCCUCGCCUGUCAUGCCUCGGAAGCCAACUGAGCAGACCGCUUUACUUUCGUCCAAACAGCGCAGCGUCUCCUGCCAGGCUCCUCUCGGCGGCCCUAGUCCAGCAUCAUCCACAACCAUUACCCCCCAACACCACCAGCCAUUGCUCGCUCAUCGCCGUCAUUCCGCCUCUUCCUUCCUUCAUAUCGCCGUGGACGGGACCCACCUCUCCCCGGUAACUCCGUUCGUCGAACGGACCAAAGAACCCCGUCCACCACGGGCCCUUACGGUGCUCCAGUCUGUCCUCUUCAACGGGUCCGCCAUCAUCAUCGUCUGUGCCGCAGGCUUCCUCGGCUGGUAUAUCAGCCAACGCUCAUCGCUCUCCUCCGAUGAAGACGACAACCGCGACGACAACCACACCGAUGACCUUACCAUGGACCCCCUGGGGCAAGUCUUCGGCUAUCUCUGCGCCGUGCUGUACCUCGGAUCCCGCCUGCCCCAGAUUCUACUCAACUACCGACGGAAGUCCACCGACGGGGUCUCUUUGCUGUUCUUCCUCUUCGCGUGCAUCGGCAAUCUGACGUACGUGCUCUCAAUCCUGGCGUAUUCGCCCGUCUGCGAGCACGAGAGUUCGUCACGUCAUGGAAGGUGUCGGCCGGACGAACUGGCGUCGCUCUAUGGCCAGUACAUACUGGUCAACUUGUCCUGGCUGAUUGGCAGCUUCGGGACACUGCUACUGGAUAUGUGCAUCUUUAUCCAGUUCUUCUUAUACCAAGAUAGCAAUGGGGGUGAUGUAGACGUGGAACGAAGAGAGUGAGGGGAUCCUUUCUCUCAUUAUUCCUCCUUCUCAUUUUUUAUUCUCCUCUCCUAUCUUUCAGAACCAGAAAGAAGAGAUCAUAAAAGGUGUUUGUGGCAAGAUUGGUUCCUAUUACUAUUGCUCUUUGCUUCAUCGACGAUAAAAGCAUCAUGAUUGAUUCUGGCGUCUGGUUGGCUUCUCGGAUUUUUCUUCGUGUAGAUAUAUACUACUAUAUCUUUCUACUAUAUAUAUUUAUUUGGAAUCCUAUCGGGCUUGGACUGUCUUCUAAGUUCGACAUCGUCUUUUAACAAGC
This is a messenger RNA of Aspergillus sclerotioniger CBS 115572, 1718 nucleotides long. Its product is annotated as PQ-loop repeat-containing protein. Gene Ontology annotation, biological process: basic amino acid transmembrane export from vacuole. The record is from RefSeq and is a predicted model, not a curated record. NCBI's taxonomy places the organism in Eukaryota, Fungi, Ascomycota, Eurotiomycetes, Eurotiales, Aspergillaceae. The transcript is spliced from 2 exons. Gene Ontology annotation, cellular component: fungal-type vacuole membrane. The coding region runs from base 254 to 1426 and encodes 390 amino acids.